AUGUCACCGGCUCUCCCGCCCCUCAUGCGGUCUCCCGGGCACCUUCUGCCCCUCACGCGGUCGCCCGGGCACCUUCUGCCCCUCAUGGGGUCGCCCGGGCACCUUCUGCCCCUCAUGCAGUCGCCCGGGCACCUUCUGCUCCUCAUGCAGUCGCCCGGGCACCUUCUGCCCCUCAUGCGGUUGCCCGGGCACCUUCUGCCCCUCAUGGAGUCGCCCGGGCACCUUCUGCCCCUCAUGCGGUCGCCCGGGUACCUUCUGCCCCUCAUGCGGUCGCCCGGGCACCUUCUGCCCCUCAUGCGGUCGCCCGGGCACCUUCUGCCCCUCAUGCGGUCGCCCGGGCACCUUCUGCCCCUCAUGCGGUCGCCCGGGCACCUUCUGCCCCUCAUGCGGUCGCCCGGGCACCUUCUGCCCCUCAUGCGGUCGCCUGGGCACCUUCUGCCCCUCAUGCGGUCGCCCGGGCACCUUCUGCCCCUCAUGCGGUCGCCCGGGCACCUUCUGCCCCUCAUGCGGUCGCCCGGGCACCUUCUGCCCCACAUGCAGUCGCCCGAGCACCUUCUGCCCCUCAUGCGGUUGCCCGGGCACCUUCUGCCCCUCAUGGAGUCGCCCGGGCACCUUCUGCCCCUCAUGCGGUCGCCCGGGCACCUUCUGCCCCUCAUGCGGUCGCCCGGGCACCUUCUGCCCCUCAUGCGGUCGCCCGGGCACCUUCUGCCCCUCAUGCAGUCGCCCGGGCACCUUCUGCCCCUCAUGCGGUUGCCCGGGCACCUUCUGCCCCUCAUGGAGUCGCCCGGGCACCUUCUGCCCCUCCAGAUCCCGCACCGGCACCAACCACACUGA
Procambarus clarkii (red swamp crayfish) is the source of this 834-nucleotide messenger RNA. RefSeq lists its product as uncharacterized. Lineage: Eukaryota; Metazoa; Arthropoda; Malacostraca; Decapoda; Cambaridae. The record is from RefSeq and is a predicted model, not a curated record.